Messenger RNA from Pipistrellus kuhlii (Kuhl's pipistrelle), 4027 nucleotides. RefSeq names its product zinc finger protein 883. Gene Ontology annotation, cellular component: nucleus. The transcript is spliced from 3 exons. The record is from RefSeq and is a predicted model, not a curated record. Lineage: Eukaryota; Metazoa; Chordata; Mammalia; Chiroptera; Vespertilionidae. Bases 95 to 2197 code for a protein of 700 amino acids. Gene Ontology annotation, biological process: regulation of transcription by RNA polymerase II. Gene Ontology annotation, molecular function: RNA polymerase II cis-regulatory region sequence-specific DNA binding; DNA-binding transcription activator activity, RNA polymerase II-specific.
CGGGUCCUCCUCGUGGCGGUCAUUUUGGCCUCCCGGCUCCCUCCGGCGGCGGCUCGCCUCCGCGCGCUCCUCGGAGCCCCCCGCCCGGGCCGCGAUGGAGGAGGCGCCGGAGGGGCGGUCCCCGCUGCGCGGCGGCGACGCGGCGGGCUGGCGGGUCGUCGCGGUCGCGGGGGACCCGGGCCUGCCGGGCCCGCACCCCCCGCUCCGCCCACAAAGUCCAAUGGCGGCGGCCGCGCUGCGGUUCCCGGCGGAGGACAUGAGCUUUGAGGACGUGACGGUCGCCUUCUCCCAGGAGGAGUGGGGGCUCCUGGACGCGGCCGAGAGACUGCUGUACUGCGACGUGAUGCUGGAGAUCUGCACGCUCGUGGCGGCCGUGGGCUAUUGGCAGAGGCCGGAGGCCGCGGAGGCCCCCGCUGAGCAGGCGGCGCCGGCAGAGGCAGAGGCAGAGCCGCAGGUCGGGGCGCCCGAGGCCGAGCCGGCGGCGGCGAAGACGCACUCCUGCGAGCAGUGCGUCCUGGUCCUGAAAGCCAUCUUCCACCUGACGGAGCUGCAGGCGGGGAACCCGGAGCAGAGGGCCUUCUUCAGCGACGCCUGCGCGCGGGGCUUCUGCUUCCGCGCCAACAUCCACCAGCAGCCGCGGGCGGCCGGCCCCGAGGAGGCCUGGCGGGCGGACGCGGACGGCGCCGCCCUCAUGACCAGCAACAGCUUCUACGUGUCCGGGGCGGGGGCCGAGGGGGGCCUGGCCGCCGCCGCCCCCGGCCUGCUGCAGCACCAGCCGGCGCUGAGCUCCGAGGAGCCCCACAGCGUCAUCGAGAGCUGGCAGGCCGUGCACGGCGGGCCGGGCCCGCGCCAGUGGGGCGAGUGCGAGCAGGCCGCCUUCCACGGCUCGGACCCGGGCCAGCCGCAGAGCGCCUACACGGGGGAGGGGCUGUUCGAGUGCAGCCAGUGCGGCAAGGCCUCCAUCCAGGUCUUCAACCUCAUGCUGCAGCGGAGCGUGCUCCCGGCCGAGAAGCUGCCCUACGAGUGCGGCGUGUGCGGCAAGUGCUUCAGCUGCGAGUUCUUCCUGCUGCGGCACCACAGCGUGCACGCCGACGGCAAGCCCUACGAGUGCAGCGUGUGCCGCAAGUGCUUCAGCUGCAAGUACACCCUGCUCCAGCACCAGAGGAUCCACUCCGAGGAGAAGCCCUACGAGUGCAGCUUCUGCAAGAAGUGCUUCAGCUACAAGUUCAACCUCAUGAGGCACGAGAAGAUCCACACCGGGGAGAACCCGUACGGGUGCAGCGACUGCGGCAAGUCCUUCAGCCACAGCUCCGCCCUCAUCCGGCACAAGAGGGUCCACACCGGGGAGAGGCCCUACGAGUGCAGCGACUGCGGGAAGACCUUCACCAACAGCUCCGCCCUCAUCCAGCACCAGAGGGUCCACACCGGGGAGAAGCCCUAUCAGUGCACCGAAUGCGGCAAGUGCUUCCGGCAGAGCUCCGCCCUCAUCUACCACCAGAAGGUGCACGCCGGGGAGAAGCCGUACGAGUGCGGGGACUGCGGCAAGUGCUUCCGGUACAACUACAUCCUCAUCCAGCACCGGAAGGUUCACACUGGAGACAGGCGGUACGAGUGCGGGGUUUGCGGGAAACGCUUCAUCUACAACUUCAACCUCAUCAAACACCAAAGAAUCCACACCGGCGAGAAGCCGUACGUGUGCAGCGAUUGCGGGAAGGCCUUCAGACGCAGCUCCUCCCUCAUCCAGCACAAGAGUGUCCACAGCGAGGAGAGGCCUUACGAGUGCAAUGAGUGCGGGAAGUCUUUCACCCGGGCAUCGAACCUCCUCAGGCACUGGAGAGUUCACACAGGGGAGCGGCCCUAUGAGUGUAGCGAUUGCGGCAAGUCCUUCAGCCACAGCUCCGCCCUCAUUCAGCACAAAAGGGUGCACACUGGAGAAAGGCCUUACGAGUGCAAUGAGUGCGGGAAAACGUUCACCCGCACGUCCAACCUCCUCAGGCACUGGAGAGUUCACACUGGAGAGAGGCCCUAUGAGUGUGCUUACUGCGACAAGUCCUUCAGCCACAGCUCCGCCCUCAUUCAGCACAAAAGGGUGCACACUGGAGAAAGGCCUUACGAGUGUAACGAGUGCGGGAAGUCUUUCACCCGCACGUCCAACCUCCUCAGGCACCGGAGACUGCACACUGGGGAAAAGCAUUGACGGCCCAGGGGAGGCUGUGUUUCCGCUCAGGCUGACGGCACCGGGGGAGACCCUUAGAGGCCAGUUCAGCUGGGUUAAAGCCUGUUUCAGCGGGACACGCAGUGCGCUAGGUCCUCGUGCGCUAGGUCCGAGUGAGGCUUCGAGGAGGUCCAUUGCACUUUCCCUCCUGCCCAGGGCUGUCCUAGGUGGAUGUCACUGCUGAGGCCUCCUCCACCGGGCUCACCUGCACAGGUGUGCCGGCCACGCCCCUGCGUGCUCUCCUGCGGGAGGAAAUGAGGAAUCCGCAGGCCUCCGGGGCCCCCUCCUUCCUUUCUCUCCCCCCAGGGGCGGACAGAGGACCCGGCCUCGGCUGAGAGGAGCUCCUUCCCUGCGGACGGUGCUCCCGCACGGACGCUGUGACGAUUCUCCCUCGCCAGCCUGGCCCUUCGCUGUGAGCGUCCCCGGGUCCUGGUAUGUUCGGGCAGGUCUCGGCACCUUUCACCUCGGUGGUUGUACAGUCGCUGUGUGAGAUGAUGUGGAAUGAGAACUGUGGUCGGCCAGCGCAUGGAGGGGCACGUGUUUGUGGGGAUCCCUGACUGUCUUGUGUGUCUGGGGGGACGGGGAUAGUGGGAAGUCGCUCUGUGUCCCAUGUUGGCCCAUGGCCUGCAUGACUCUGGUCCCGAUGUAAAAUCUGGCGCCACGAUGGGGGGGGGGGGUCAGAGGUCACUCUGAAGAGGGGGUAUUUUCUUGUGCUUCUGUGGACAAUAUGAAUUUUAUUCCUUUUACUGUGUACACUACGCACUUCCGCCUGUGCUGAGGUCGGCAAGGGAGCCCCGGGCAGUGGAGGGGGAGCUGCCCGAGGGGGAGUGACUUGUCUCAGGGGGAGGUGGGCCCACAGUGGGGACAGGAGCGCUGUGUUCACCGUGAGGGGGAGACGAGCAGGUUAGGACGAGGGUGUCUCUCCCGGGAGCUCAGCCGCAGACGUCCCAGGGCCCUGGCUUCCGUGGUCUGUGGCCGUACACCCUGUGACCUCUGUCACUGCUUCCACCAGCUGUGUGGACCCCUCGCCUCUCUGGGUGUGCACCUCCCGGCCAUUGCCAGCACGUCUGCGGCCCCGCUGGCACUCCUGUGGCUCGGGGGGCGGGGGUAGAGGGGGGACAGAGUAUUCGCCGCCCUCCGGCAGGGCUGCGCCUCCUGGGACCAGAGGGGGGGGGUAGGGUCCACAUGGGUUUGCCAGCCGGACCCCCUUAGGAAAGAGGGCUGUUCGGCCUCCUCGGAGCCGUGUUAAAGCUUUAUUCAUGUACUAUAUAUGCAUUCUCCACACGCAACCAAGUGCACUUACCUGACGUGUACUGUCUGGUGAGCUUUGACGGACGGAUAAAGCUAUGAAACCAUCACAGCAAACGGACUGGCCUGGCACUCACACGCAGGGUGGGGCAAGUGUAGGUGUCAAGUAGCGAGCACGUGAGACAUAGCGUCUAUUCUGUAUUAUUUAUUGAUUCCCAUGAUGAUUCCCAUGCUGCCCAUCUACUCCGGCUCCACCCUGAGUUCCCACCUGCCCUUCCGUAACCUCCCCGCCUGUCACAGCCAUCGACCCGCCUUUAUCCACCAUAGAUAGGUUAGCUCGUAUCCCUGUGAUGUCAUAGGUGUAUGCCCUCGAGAAGAUAACGGAUUCCCCCAGCAGCCAAUGGUGUCCGAUUCCGGCAGCGAUGCUGAUGCGAAUGCUGAUUCCCUUCGCUGCUUCGGCGCAGUCUGUCCUGUAAAUAACCCCCGGUUUAUCCAUUUGUCUGCCCACGGUUAGGUUACUUCCGGGUUUGCGGUAUUACGAAUAAAGCUGCUACGAAUGUGUGC